Molecule: messenger RNA, 2193 nt
Organism: Symbiodinium natans
Lineage: Eukaryota; Dinophyceae; Suessiales; Symbiodiniaceae
Source: the annotation of a GenBank genome assembly
AUGGAGCUCCAAGAUAUGAUGCAAGCCUUCACGGAGUCCAUGCAGGCCGCAAAGACCGACAGUGAAGCACGAAAGGCCCGAAGGCGAGGGCAGCUGAAGCCUCCAGCCGCAGAUCGCGUGGCUCAACGCAGCACCAGAGAGGAUGCCGCGAAGGAGGGCCGCAAGCCACGAAAAAGGAGGCUUCGGCUCGUGGCAUCUCCUGACAGUCGCGGUGAUGUUGCCUUGGAAGAGAAAUCGGGACUGGGUUCCAUGGGUUCCUCAUGUGCAUCGCCAAGCGUAUCAAAAUGCAGAGCAAAGCCACGCGCUUCCUUCGAUACGGUUCCGGUUUUGGCAGAGAAGAUCACUUCCAAGAAGCCCAAGUCAGAGUCUGCCGACCGUGCUGCAAGUGAAGAGUCUGCCGACCAUGCUGCAAGUGAAGCGAGUGGUGGCCAGAGCAGACGAAGCCUGGGCAGCGCUGAGAGGGACGUGGACAUUCAGAAGGAGGAGCCAACAGCAGAUGACCCUGACUGUCCCAGCAGGGGCAGAAUGGGCAGCUCCAUGCCCGACGAGGCCGACCAAGUUCACAGACCAUGUGCAGGGAAUGAACUGCAGAGACAUCCUGAGCAUCCGAAGAGUCGGCAGGAUGAGUCCGAGAAAUAUGCCGGCCAAAGCUUGCAAGACGUGUGCCAGGUGACAGACAGGCGGGAGUUCAGCACCGCGCAAAGCAUGCUAGCAGGGCGAAUGUGGCAGACAUUCGCGCAACAGUUGCACUACUUGAGCACGCUCAGUGUCAGUGUCAGCAGCUCGCUCGCACAUCCCUUGGCCUGGCUUGCCGAGUCAUUGUCUUCCGGCGGGGGCGACCACUCUAAACCUAUUGCCAGCAAGUUGAUGGCUGCCGCUGCUUUCCUCGAGUUGGGUGUAGCCAUACAGCUGGAAGGCCAACGCUCCGUGGGCGACUCCGCAUCUGAUUUUGUCAAGGUUUCACUUUUGGUCCGCGCCAUGCUGGACCAAGUGAAGCAGUUGGACGUCAGCCAUGGUCAAGACACGGUAGCGCAGCUGGAACACGUGCCUUCCAAGCAGCUGUUGAUCACCAUCUCUCACCUUUUGGAUUAUGCCCGGGCCAGCGGCAGUACGGCAAUUGGAACACUGCUGGUUGACGGUGUUCAAAGGUGCUGCUCACUGGCGUUGCCGGAGGAAGCUGUCAACAGACCCGACACGCCGGAGCAGUUGUCAGUGGCGUCGCCGGUGACAUGCGCAGCUGCCGUAGCGGCCGCUGCGGCAUGUAGAGUCUGCGCCGAGGAGGCUUUGGUGGAGCAGGCCAAUCGCUUGGCCUUGAUGGAGGCCCGGUGUCGGGUGCGCACGGCUUGCAGCCAGGCUGCUUGUGCAGCCGUGGCUAGCCUUCGGCGGGAAAUCGGUCAGGAUACAAGUGGACCACGCCCAGCAAGCAUCACAGAGAUCUUUCAAGCGGCAGAAUUCGAAGCAGAGCAGCAGACCAAGGAACUACAAGUGCUGUGGGAAGAGCUGGAGAAGGGUCGUGGUAUUCUGGCAAGUUGGUCUACUGUUGCAGGGCCGGUCCGCAGAUCCGAAUGCGAUGGCCACGCAGCGAUGCUCUCCACGUCAGAUUGGGUCAGACUCGAAGAUGGUCAGCACAUCAACGACUCCCUGCUGGACUUCUUUAUGAAUCGGCUUGUUCAAGUUCUCGGUGGGUGGCGAGUCCACACUUUCAGCUCCCACUUCUUCGCGAUGCUGGCGGGCCCACAUCUGGAGAUGGAGCCUGGUGAAAGCGAUCACGGAUGGACAAGAGUUCGCACUUGGACACGUGGUGUUCGCCGACGACAUCCUACAGGAAUCUUUGCUUGUGACUACUUGCUAUUGCCUUUGCACCAUGAAGCCGAGCGCCACUGGUCUCUCGCCGUGGUCUGCAGACCAUGGGCAGCUGUUGACAUCUAUGAGGAUCUCCAGUUGAUGACCACCGUUGCUUUCCUGGAUUCUUUGCGCUCCCCCGCCAACGAAAAGCACGAGGUGGUCGCAUUGCAGAAGCUGAAGCAAUACCUGAGAUCAGAAUGGAUGGAUUGUGCUGGUCCCCUGGGCAGUUGCUUUGAUGAGCAACGCGUGCAGGCUGUGACAAUCAAUGUUCCGCAGCAGUCCAACUUCUCCGAUUGUGGCAUUUAUGUGCUCUGCUCAGGGCACGUGGGAGGUUGCGUUUCCUUCUGA